AUGCCGUAUGCAAACCAGUCAGUCGUGACAGUGACCAGUUUCAACGAUGAGGUCUUUAAGUUCACCCUGGAGGACACCGACCUCAGUGUGGCCAAUGCUAUACGCCGUGUCUGCAUCGCCGAGGUGCCAACCCUGGCCAUUGACUGGGUUCAGCUGGAGGAGAACAACACCAUGCUAAAUGAUGAGUUCAUCGCGCAACGCGUUGGCCUCAUCCCCCUGACCUCGGACGACGUGGUCGACAAGAUGACUUACUUCAGGGAGUGCACCUGCCGGGACUUCUGCAAGGAGUGUUCGGUGGAGCUGACGCUGGAUGUGGCCUGCACCGACGACACGCCCAGACACGUGACUGGCGCUGACCUGGUCUCGAGUAAUCGGGACGUUCGUCCAGUGCCUUGUCGAGAGACUGAUGACGCCCUGUACGGCGCUCAGGAGUCUAUCCUCAUUGUGAAGAUGCGGAAAGGCCAACGCCUCAAGUUGCGCGCAUUUGCUAAGAAGGGCUUCGGAAAGGAGCACGCCAAGUGGAAUCCCACAGCUGGCGUUGGCUUCGAGUACGAUCCGGACAACGCGCUGCGCCAUACCUUCCUACAGAAACCGGAGGAGUGGCCUAGAUCGGAGUACUCAGAGCUGGAACCAGACCAGAGCCAGGCACCCUACGAUGCCUUUGGGAAGGUUGGCAAUCUCCCCCUUUUGUUUGUCUUAACCUGUUAA
Messenger RNA from Dibothriocephalus latus, 708 nucleotides. The record is from the annotation of a GenBank genome assembly. Lineage: Eukaryota; Metazoa; Platyhelminthes; Cestoda; Diphyllobothriidea; Diphyllobothriidae.